AUGGAAAUCCCCUAUAGAAAAAUAUUAAUUUAUAUACUAACAUUCGCUGCUUAUGCAUAUACUGGUAUAGGAUCUACAAUGUUACGAAAUUUGAAAGAUGCAGUACUAUCCGCAGAAUCAGUUUUUGGAGAUAUGCUAAGAAAUAUUGUAACAGUAGCGGAAAAAUUUCGAUCAUUACACGAGGUAUUUGAUGCAGCAGUUGAAGAGGAAUGUAUAUUUUCCUGCCCCGAGGGCACAAAACCUGUACGUAACCGAAAUCAUAUUCCAAAAUCAGAUGGCUGUGGCUCAUUGGGUUUUGAGAUAUCUUCAGAAUACUUGCCGCUUGAGCAAAUGACAAAAUGCUGUGAUAUACAUGACAUAUGCUAUGAUACUUGUAAUAGUGGCAAAGAAGUGUGUGAUUUGGAAUUUAAGAGGUGCCUUUAUAAUUAUUGUGAAUCUUACAAGUCACUUAAUGUAGCUGGUGACACACUUGUUAAAGGUUGUAAAGGAGCAGCAAAAUUACUCUUUACAGGAACAUUAACAUUGGGAUGUAAAUCUUAUCUGGAUGCACAAAAGCAAGCUUGUUAUUGCCCUCCAGCUAAAAAUAGUAAAUAUAAAAAAUAUACAGGUGAUGGUGAGUUAUAG
Molecule: messenger RNA, 624 nt
Organism: Chilo suppressalis (striped riceborer)
Lineage: Eukaryota; Metazoa; Arthropoda; Insecta; Lepidoptera; Crambidae
Source: the annotation of a GenBank genome assembly